Messenger RNA from Fusarium graminearum PH-1, 1401 nucleotides. Its product is annotated as rds1 protein. The transcript has a single exon. The coding region runs from base 1 to 1401 and encodes 466 amino acids. Lineage: Eukaryota; Fungi; Ascomycota; Sordariomycetes; Hypocreales; Nectriaceae. The record is from RefSeq and is a predicted model, not a curated record.
AUGUCGACAAAAUCCGUCUUGCGAAGCGUAGCUCUGCUCGCUAUUGCAGGUACUUCCUAUGCUGCCCCUUUCGUAUCAGAAGCACAGACGACUGUCUCUUCAUCCGGCGUCGUUGCGCCCAUCAGACCUUAUAGCGAUGUGACUUCUCACGGCCCCUACACCGGAACACCCACCACCACAGGUGCUGUGUCGACUACCAUUCUUGCGUCCGCUAUUCCUGAAAGCCCACCUCCUCCAGGCUCUUACGACUACCCUGCCGAUGGCAAGCUUCAUGCUCCCCAGCCUGCUCCCUACACUCCCGAUGGCGGUGUCGGCACCAACGGUUCUGCGCCCGUCUACCGUGUCCAGAGUGACUUUGACUACCAGUCUCUUGCACUCGCGCUGUACCAGGAAUGGAUUGAGCUUGAUCUCUUCCGCUGGGGUCUAGCUACUUUCUCCAAAGAGGAGUGGGAAGCCUACGGUAUCGGUGCUGAAGAUCGAUUCUUAAUCGAGUAUAUGGCUGAACAGGAGAUUGGUCAUGCUACUGUCAUUAGCAACAUGCUUGGUCCUCAGGCUCCCCAGCAAUGCACAUACAACUAUCCCGUCUCCAACGUCCCAGAGUUCAUCGACUUCAACCAGAAGCUCACUCGCUGGGGCGAGUCUGGUGUGUAUGGCUUCCUGCCCCAUCUCAACUCUGGUCCCGCAGCACAGUUGUUGCUCCAGAGCAUCACUAUCGAGGCGCGUCAGCAGUUGAUCUUCCGACAAUUCGGCGGCAACUUCCCCAUGCCGGAGUGGCACACCCCUGGCAUUCCUCAAAGUUGGGCUUGGACUCUUCUUGCUCCUUAUAUCUCCAGCUGUCCCGCCGAUCAGACUCGUCUUGUUUGGCAAAACUUCCCAUCUCUGAAUAUCCUCAAUCAGCCCAACCCUGCUCGUAUCGACGGAUCCAACGUCUGGAACGAGACCACUGGCGGCUAUGCCAACACUUUGUCAACUGCGGAUGUCAAGAAGGAUGAGCUUUGCGUUAACGCUACAGACAAGACUCUUGACUGUCCCGCUGCCAUCACCAACAAUCGCAGCAUUCCCCUCUCCUAUCCUGGCCGCCAGGUCUUCUUGAACUGGGACGCCCCAGGCCAAGCUGUCGGCCCCAACAACAGCUACAUCACAUCAACCAACGUCAAGGCUCCCAAGUUUGCCGCUUGGGUGUCUCAGCUCAAUGUGACUUACUCGCCCCUUCAGAACGUCAGCCUCGAGGACCGAACUGCCUAUACCAUCCAGCCCAACGUUUCCACAUGGAUGGGUGAUCCUGCUAUCAACAGCACCAUGUUCCUUGCCUUGACCGACACUGAUCUUUACGUUACACCUUACAACCUCACCAUGCUCAACCCUCACGUCGCUGCUCUCGCUGUUUACCAGGCUGGUUAA